UCUGGUUCGCAUGGCGGCAAGGCAUACCUAUAAAUGAUUUGAAAAUGCAAAACCCAGUAAGUAAGGGGACGCGCAGGAUUCGGUUUUGAACUUGAAGGGGCUCUUGGAUAACGAUGGAGGACGAGGCUGAUAUAUAUGAUGGUACUAGAUCUCAAUUCCCUCUUAGUUUUGGAAAGCAAUCCAAGUCUCAAACCCCUCUGGAAGCCAUCCACAAUGCCACUCGUCGUUCCAGUUCCAAUCUCGACUCUAAACCCUCUAGUUCUUCGCAUCCCCCCGCCACGACCGCCGACACCAAAAGUACCAAUUACCUCCCUUCUAUCUCCUCCUCUUCCAAGGCCUGGCUUCUUUCCCUCCGCAGUUCCAAAAACCCUAACCCGGACUCCACCGCCGAUCGUCGUGGUGGUGCUUCCACGAUUGGGCCGCCUCGGCCACCGCCGCCGGGGGAAUCUGAUGAGGAUGGCGGUGUUAUGGUGGGACCGCCUCGGCCGCCUGAUGAAGAAGAGGAUGAUAGUGAGAUGAUUGGGCCUCCUCUACCGCCUGUUGGUUUAACUCCCGGUGAAGAAGGGGUUGACGAUGGGGAGAUGAUUGGCCCGCCAAGGCCUCCCCCUGGUUCGAAUGUGGGUGCGUCAAGUUCCGAGGAUGAUUCAGACGAAGACGAGGUGGGGAAUCGGUUUCGAAUUCCGCUUAGCAACGAGAUUGUUCUCAAGGGCCACACUAAGGUUGUGUCGGCUCUUGCCGUGGAUCACUCCGGGUCUAGAGUACUUUCUGGAAGUUAUGACUAUACAGUGCGGAUGUAUGACUUUCAAGGAAUGAAUUCGCGAUUACAAUCAUUUCGACAACUGGAGCCUUUUGAAGGUCAUCAAGUUCGCAAUCUAAGCUGGAGUCCAAGUGCAGAUCGUUUUUUGUGCGUGACGGGAUCGGCUCAAGCAAAGAUCUAUGAUCGUGAUGGGCUUACUUUGGGAGAGUUUGUGAAGGGGGACAUGUAUAUCCGUGAUCUAAAAAAUACUAAAGGCCACAUAUCUGGAUUGACAUGGGGAGAAUGGCACCCAAAAGCCAAGGAAACUAUUUUAACAUCAUCAGAGGAUGGAUCACUGCGCAUAUGGGAUGUAAAUGACUUCAAAAGUCAGAAGCAGGUUAUCAAACCAAAGCUUGCAAGACCCGGAAGAGUUCCUGUCACCACAUGUGCAUGGGAUCAUGAAGGCAAAUGCAUGGCUGGUGGUAUAGGAGAUGGUUCUAUACAGAUUUGGAGUAUUAAGCCUGGAUGGGGAAGCAGGCCAGAUGUAUAUAUUGACAAAGGGCAUUCAGAUGAUAUUACUGGCGUGAAAUUUUCAAGUGAUGGGAGAAUUUUACUGUCAAGAAGCUUUGAUGGUUCGUUGAAGGUUUGGGAUCUGCGCAAAAUAAAGGAACCUCUAAAGGUAUUUGAAGAUCUUCCAAAUCACUAUGGGCAAACCAACAUUGCCUUUAAUCCUGAUGAAGAACUCUUUUUUACCGGAACAUCUGUUGAAAGAGAGAGUUUGAGUGGAGGUUUAUUGUGCUUUUAUGAUCGUGCGAACCUUGAGCUUGUUUCAAGAGUUGGUAUAUCACCCACUUGUAGUGUUGUGCAAUGUGCUUGGCAUCCUAAACUGAAUCAGAUCUUUGCAACUGUUGGUGAUAAAGGCCAAGGAGGAACUCACAUACUAUAUGAUCCAACUGUGAGCGAGAGAGGAGCUCUUGUUUGUGUUGCACGUGCACCAAGGAAAAAAUCCAUUGAUGAUUUUGAGGCAAAACCAGUUGUUCACAAUCCUCAUGCCUUACCACUGUUUAGAGAUCAGCCAAGCCGUAAGCGUCAGCGAGAGAAAAUACUGAAGGAUCCAUUAAAGUCCCAUAAGCCUGAACUUCCCAUAACAGGACCUGGUUUUGGUGGCCGAGUAGGUGUAAGUCAAGGAAGCUUACUGACUCAAUAUCUUCUGAAGCAAGGGGGUAUGAUUAAAGAGACAUGGAUGGAGGAAGAUCCAAGAGAAGCUAUCCUGAAAUAUGCUGAUGCUGCAGCAAAUGAUCCCAAAUUCAUUGCUCCAGCAUAUGCAAAAACCCAGCCUGAGCCUGUUUUUCAAACGUCAGAUUCUGACGAGGAAGAGAAAUAAUAGGGUCAUCAAUCAUAAUGCUGUGUUUUCUGGGCAUCAGAGCAUGGUCGGUGCUGAGGGAGAUAAGGUAGCAAGGGUCACUCGGAAAUAAAAGGUACCUCUGCUGAAUAUUUGAGAAUUGAGCAUUGUGGGAAGGCUUUUUACCCCAUCCCCUUAAUCAGCACUGUCUAUUUCUCCUUAAAAGUUGAUGAAAGCUAUACGAUAAGAUUAAGAAUAUAAUAAUGAGACAUUUGGAACAUUUCUUCUCUCCACCUCACAGGACCACCAGUGUGAACUUGUGGUCUGCUGGUCCAGUCGUCCGUUUGAAUUAAGAAACCGCGGUUUGUACUAUUAAUCAUCCUUUAGAGCACCAAUAACUCAGUUCUGUCCUGUUUUCUUUUUAGGCUAUUCUCUGAUUUUAAUUCAAUUUUUGAGCGGGAAUUGGGGGAGGUGGUAUGAACAUGUCUGGAUAGCCAUGCUAUAAACUUGGAUCUUGGAAACUAUUCGAGUCCUACUUGACAA
Messenger RNA from Prosopis cineraria, 2621 nucleotides. RefSeq lists its product as uncharacterized. Gene Ontology annotation, cellular component: nucleus; site of double-strand break. The transcript is spliced from 8 exons. Lineage: Eukaryota; Viridiplantae; Streptophyta; Magnoliopsida; Fabales; Fabaceae. Gene Ontology annotation, molecular function: protein binding. Bases 114 to 2120 code for a protein of 668 amino acids. The record is from RefSeq and is a predicted model, not a curated record. Gene Ontology annotation, biological process: regulation of DNA double-strand break processing.